Coffea eugenioides is the source of this 1561-nucleotide messenger RNA. RefSeq names its product GPN-loop GTPase QQT2. The record is from RefSeq and is a predicted model, not a curated record. NCBI's taxonomy places the organism in Eukaryota, Viridiplantae, Streptophyta, Magnoliopsida, Gentianales, Rubiaceae. Gene Ontology annotation, molecular function: GTPase activity. Bases 179 to 1357 code for a protein of 392 amino acids. The transcript is spliced from 7 exons.
GACAUUAAAAACUUCUACCACUAAGGCCCGACACCGCGAAUACUCAACGGGUUCUUUCCUGUGUUCGACUUCUCCUCUCGCUAAACCCCACCGGCGGCUUCUGUUCUCCGACACCGACACCGACACCGACACCACCACCACCCAGCCUCUCUGAUUCUCUGAAUUUGUUUGUUGGGGGAUGGAGAUUGACCCUAAAGAAGCAUCAGAGGAUGGUGUAACAUCAAUGCAAAUCGGUUCCCAAUCAGAGGGCAAACAUGAAGAAGUCGACAUUGCUCAAUCAAUGGAGAAAUUGAAUGUUGCAGACCCAUCCCCUUCGUUUAAGCGAAAGCCAGUUGUCAUUAUUGUUGUUGGGAUGGCAGGGAGCGGAAAGACGACGUUCAUGCAUCGGCUUGUGUGCCACACAAUGGGAUCGAAUGUUCGAGGUUAUGUGAUAAAUCUUGACCCUGCAGUGAUGUCUCUUCCUUAUGGUGCGAAUAUUGAUAUAAGAGACACAGUUCGGUACAAGGAAGUGAUGAAAGAGUUCAAUCUUGGACCGAAUGGAGGAAUUCUGACCUCACUCAACCUAUUCUCAACCAAGUUUGAUGAGGUUAUUUCAGUGAUUGAGAAACGAGCAGAUCAGUUGGACUAUGUUUUGGUUGACACUCCUGGUCAGAUUGAGAUUUUUACCUGGUCUGCCUCGGGGGCAAUCAUAACGGAAGCUUUUGCAUCAACCUUCCCUACUGUGAUCACAUAUGUUGUCGACACACCACGGUCAACAAGUCCGGCUACCUUUAUGAGUAACAUGCUGUAUGCCUGUAGCAUUCUUUACAAGACACGACUACCACUAGUGUUGGCAUUCAACAAGACAGAUGUAGCACAACAUCAGUUUGCUUUGGAGUGGAUGGAAGAUUUUGAGGUAUUCCAUGCAGCACUUGAUUCAGAUCACUCUUACACAUCAACACUGACUCGCAGUCUUUCCCUUGCUCUGGAGGAGUUCUAUAAGAAUCUUCGGUCUGUUGGAGUAUCUGCAGUUUCUGGUGCGGGGAUGGAUGCCUUUUUUAAGGCUAUUGAAGCUAGUGCUGAGGAAUAUUUGGAGAAUUACAAGCCUGAUCUUGAUAGGAGACGAGCUGAGAAGCAGCAGUUGGAGGAACAACGCCGUCGUGAGCAUAUGGAUAGGCUGAGGAAAGAUAUGGAGAAGUCAAGGGGGGAAACUGUGGUCUUGAACACUGGCUUGAAAGACACAGAUGUGAAUGCCAACACCAUGAUGCAUGAAGAUGAUGCAGAGGAAGAUGAUGAUGUGAACUUUGAGAGGUUUAGCGAUUAUGAGGACGGCAUAGAUAAGGAUGAAGAUGAAGAGAUCGCUAGUUUCUCAUUUUGAUUUUAUGGAAAAGCUUGGGUUGAGAUUCUAACUUGUACAAAACUACUCAAAAUAUGCCCAGUUGUGAAGGCAGGGUUUUACUUUGAGACGGGCAACUCCAUCUGAACUUAUGAUUGCAUUUUUGUUGCUAUUGUUGGUUCUGCUGCAAGUAAAUCUAUCAUGGGUUGCCGGUUAUGUGCUUAUGAAUUUGUCUUUGAAUGGUUU